GCUAGUCUCUCCCCUAUCGGCUCUUCUCUGAUGUGCUGAUUCUCUUCUCCUCUCCUCUCUCUCCGGCUCCUGAUAUUCGACGCUGGAGCGACAAAGAGACGGCACUCUUCGGUCAACCGCCCAACCGACCUGACCUUUUACCUCCCCUUUGCUCCUGCUCCUGCUCUACACCAGCUGCGGAAGUAUAGAUACACACUCAAAAGCCAUCGUCUCCCCUCCUCGUAGUCAUUAGAUCGAAUUACAACAUUUACACACACACACUGGACGGCAGGAACAUAAUGGACGAGUUGGUGAUGAUGAGGUCAGUUGGCGUAGGAGCCGGAAGCGCCGGUGCUUCAAUUAUUUCCAGCGUCAGAUCGUUACCAGAAAAACCGCGGCGAACAGGUGACCGAUUAUUGGAUAUUCCCUGCAAAGUUUGCGGCGAUCGCAGUUCAGGCAAACAUUACGGCAUCUUCAGUUGCGAUGGUUGUUCGGGAUUCUUCAAGCGCAGCAUCCAUCGAGCCCGGGUCUACACUUGCAAAGCCCAGGGCGACCUGAAAAAUUGCUGCCCAGUCGACAAGACUCACCGCAAUCAAUGCCGAGCUUGUCGCCUCCACAAAUGCUUCGCAGCCAACAUGAACAAAGAUGCAGUUCAACACGAACGGGGUCCUCGUAAACCGCGUUUGAAAGAUUCGCUGAUGGCCGCCGAGCGAUCCAGCGUCCAUCAUCAUUUCGGCGGCGGCGGCGGCGGUGUUCCCAUAUCGGCGGCCGGCUGCCUAUCUAUGGGCAACCACAACAACAACAACAACAGUACUCAACAGCAUUUAACGACUUCCUCGACUUCAUCAGGACUGGUCACUAGCACGACGAGCAGCAGCAAUACUAGCUCGGCCGUCAUCAUCAAAUCGCUAACGUCUCAUUCGCGCCAUAAUAGCGCCGGAAUGAUGUCGUCAACUCCGCCCGGAUGCUGUUCGUCUUCUUCGUCGACUUGCACUCCGCCGCCUCCGCCGCCAGCAGCGCCUCCUCCGCCGGCCAUGAAUCUCUCGUCGACGUCCAGCGCGGCUUCGUCCAUCAUUUCCAGUUCGUUCGUCCCGUCGUCCUUUCCGCAUCCGCAUCAUUUACCUUUGCUGCAACUGCAUCCACCUCCGCUUCCGGCCGGUCUCAAAGGAUCUGCGGACGUCGGGAUCUUGUCGGGCGCUUGCAAUCCUUCGUCGUCGUCCUCUCUGUCCAGCUCCUUUCUACUCAACGCGGCCGUUCAACACCUUCCGGCGCUCCAUCUUUGGCCGACGCUCCACUUGCAACAGGACGGCGCCAAAAAUCACGCCGAUUUGAUGCUGGGUUCCAGCCAUUUCAGCCGGACGCCGCCCUUGUUUGACUCGGCCAGCUUGAUGCUCCAUCCAGCCAUGAUGGCCCUGGGAAGUUCUUUCCCAUUCGGAAGCGCUGGAACAACAACAACAACAACAUCACCCGGCUCCUACGAGCUUCUCCAAGAAACUUCGGCCAGGCUUUUAUUUAUGGCGGUUCGUUGGGUUCGUUGGCUGACGCCGUUCCAGACUCUGUCGAGAGCCGAUCAGCAGCUCCUCCUCCAAGAAUCUUGGAAGGAGCUUUUCCUUCUCUAUCUGGCCCAGUGGUCAUCGCCCUGGGACUUGGGAGCGAUUUUGACUCAGCGGUUGAUGAACCGCCAGCAACAGCAGCAGCAACAACAACAGCACGGCGGAAUGCGGAUGAUGCAGGCCGACGAUCUCCUGCUAGCGACGGAAAUCAAAACGAUCCAGGAAUUGAUGAGCAGGUACAGGCAACUUUCUCCCGACGGAAGUGAAUGCGGUUGCCUCAAAGCGAUCGCUGUUUUCAAACCAGAAACGGGAGGAUUGUCCGAGGUCCGGCCAGUUGAAUUGAUGCAAGACCAAGCCCAGUGUAUUUUGGCCGACUACGUACGCCAUCGGUAUCCGAGACAAUUGACACGAUUCGGUCGGCUGUUGCUUCUUUUACCUUGUCUCCGGCUGGUCCGUUCGUCCACCGUCGAGCUGCUCUUCUUCAAGGACACACUGGGAGAAGUGGCCAUUAACCGCGUCCUGGACGACAUUUAUUCAGGUGACACUGGCAUUCACCAACACGGAAACAACAACAACAACAACAACAACAACACUAGCAAAUAAAUAUCGUAUCGCAUAUAUAUCUAGUCACAAUCACAUUAUUUAUGCAUUAUUUGCAUACGAAACUAUGUUAAUUACGUCUGUGCAAAUUUUGGUUUGGUUUCAUCGAUGGGCGCGUCUGUUUUCUUAUUAUUAUUCAUGCGCAACAACAAAUACCGGUGUGUCGUCAUUAUCAUUUCAAAUCCCAAUUCCUCCCUGCCCCCCCCCCUCCCCCAUGUUAUUACCAUUCAUUCACUUAAAGUAUAAACAUCGAUCUGUCUGUC
Molecule: messenger RNA, 2395 nt
Organism: Daphnia pulex (common water flea)
Lineage: Eukaryota; Metazoa; Arthropoda; Branchiopoda; Diplostraca; Daphniidae
Product: protein dissatisfaction-like
Exons: 9
Coding region: 279-2135 (618 amino acids)
Biological process (GO): anatomical structure development; regulation of transcription by RNA polymerase II; cell differentiation
Molecular function (GO): nuclear receptor activity; zinc ion binding; RNA polymerase II cis-regulatory region sequence-specific DNA binding
Source: RefSeq, a predicted model, not a curated record